This is a messenger RNA of Meleagris gallopavo (turkey), 1280 nucleotides long. RefSeq lists its product as uncharacterized. NCBI's taxonomy places the organism in Eukaryota, Metazoa, Chordata, Aves, Galliformes, Phasianidae. The record is from RefSeq and is a predicted model, not a curated record.
AGGAGGAGCUGAAGCUCACUGUGUGAAACCAAGUGCCUGAUACUUGCAGUAGUUUCCUGUGCACUCAGCAGCACUGUCUCUUGUGCUUCUGCUUAUUUGGACAAACAUUUCCUCCUGCUGUAAGUACAUGGAUGGAUUUUUGUAUAACUACAGCCAACAUGAGAUGCCUGAAGGAGAGUGUACAGAUGCUGAUGCUAGAGAGGCAACUUCAGAAGAUGUCAGAAGAGAAACAUUUAGUAUCCCACAUCAAAUAUCAAUCUAUGGAAGCAAUACUUUAGAGAAGGAGACAUUAAAACCUGAUCUGCCAGAAAGGCUGGAAUGGUUGGAAAAAGAAGUUUGUUCUUGGAGUGAUUAUUUUGUGGCGCAACUACAACUUCUGCAGAAGUUCUGCAGUGCAUCUUCUCAAAGCAUCAUCCAAAAAGAGGUUCCAGAGAAAGAAGAAUAUGAGAAGCUCAAAGAGCGGGUGAGAGAUCUAGAGGCACGAAACCAAAAGCUCUUGUCUAAAGUAGUGAGCAUGCACAAGCACUCAGAGAACAUAAAUGACCCUUUCCACUUGUCUGCUGUGCUGGAUAUGUAUAGGAUGCUUAAGCUACAAGAAUGGGGAAAAUGCUGGAGCAGCUCAGACCGUUUGUCCUAUCCAAAGGCCAGCAACAUAAUUAAGAAGCUGUUUGAUGCGUGUGAGAGAGAUAUUGAGAAGAGAAAAACUGGCAUACUUGAAAUCCUUGGCUUUCCAUCUUCAUAUGAUGCUGCGAAUACCUGCAAACAAGAGCUGAUGCCAGACAUAACGAAACUCUUAAGAUACGGCUAUUAUCAUAACGACUCAGGCAUUAAAAAAAUUACUAAGCAAGCUGAUGGUCCUCUGAAAAGUAUCAAUCAUGAGCAAUUUGCACUGAAGUGCUGUAGAGUUUUCUGUUUGCUGCUUCUUCAGGACUCACCAGUUAAGGCUGUAUGGAACAUACAUGAAAGCUUUCUUCAAUAUUUAGAGCACGUGGACCAGCAAGACUUAAAGUACUGUGAAAGAACAGAGCUUCGAAUUCUAUGGCCCAUGCUGAUGAAUGGGGUAAAUGUCAUUGAGAGAGGUGUAGUGUGGAAUGAAAAGUAACAAGGCUUUAAUGUCAAGCUUAUCCUUACAUGAUCAUAAGAAGAUUAAAUAGCUGUUGUGCAAUUUGUUGCUUUUCUUUCUCCUGUGAGCAGCCUGCUUUUCAUAUCUAGUUAAAUGUUUCUGGUUUGGAACACCAAGAAUAAACUAAUAUCAAACACCUACUGAAAAGUGAAAGUGU